UCGCUUAGUAUGCCGCGGUGUGCCGAGGCCGAGGUAUUAAUAUAUGUAGUAUGUAUCUGUGCAAGUACAUUUUAUUGUAGUGAGCUGUAGCGAGCAAAGAUCUUCUUUGGUAGUGAUUCGCAGUUCCGUGAGAGGUUUCUGGUGUCAGGCGAGAGCGAAUGUCGAAUUUCCUUAUUGUGGGACGGAGGUGCGCGUGUCAGGAGACCGCGGGAAAAUGAAUAAUGACGACGCAACCAAGAAGUGAAAUAUGAUCGAAGCAAAAUGAGGAGAACAUAUAACACUACAGCAGAUGUCGGAGCAGCCGAUUAUCUCGACCAAACGAUACGUUUGCACAAGGGUAUAACUGAUAUUGCUAAAAGAUUAGAUAGCCAAAAAAACCAUGCACUAACGAUAACAGAUAUAUUUAAUCCUUCGGGGGAAAUACUACGGAUGAAGCUUAAAGAUUAUUGUCUAAGAUUACUAACUAAAGAUCCUGUUGGUUAUGGACGUAAAACUGAAGAAUUGUUAUGGAGGAAAGCAUUUUAUGAUGCUGUCAGUGCCGCUAAAAGAUUACGCAAGAGCAAUAUAUGGAAUGAAACCGAGAAGGCAUUGUUAUCUGUUCAUUUGGCAGUUGGAGUUGGUUUUUACCAUCAUUUGAUAUUGAAAUUGCAAAUAGAAUAUAGUAUAAAUCAAGUUGGUGCCAUGGAUUUUGCAUAUUUGCAAAAUAAAUCUGCAUCAGCUCCUACAAGACGCAAAAUACCCAAGGUUCCUGAAGAAGUGACGGAGUCUGUUAUCCGUCUCAUUCAUAGGAGUUUGGUAUGUCUUGGGGAUUUAGCUAGGUACAAAUUAGAAUUAGACCCAUAUUGGGAUCCAAUGAUAGCAAAGAGAUAUUAUAAAAUGGCUAUAGGACUCAAACCAAACAUUGGCAUGCCGCAUAACCAAUUGGGCACUAUAGCAGGCAAUCAAAAUUAUGGUCUUGACGCUGUGUACCAUUACAUCAGAUGUGUCCUAUGUACCGAACCAUUUGAAGGAGCAGAAGGAAAUUUGAAACGAGCCAUAGUUACUCACUCUAUUUGCAACGAUAAAAACUUUCCUAUUCACAUGUGCGUAUCGAGAUUGUUUUCUUUAUUACAGUUAUGGGAUUGUGAUUUUCCGAAUUCCGACAGAAUAAACGAAGAAUGUCAGGAUCUCCUAACUAGCAUCGAAACUUGCUUAAGCACUGAACAGCCUGAAUCAAAUGACACAACUUAUAAUAAAAAUAAAAGCAGUAUCGAUGCGUACCUUCAGGGUUGCAAAAUCGAACAAACGAAAUAUCUAACGGACGACAUGAUAUUUAAAAUAGUAGCUAUAUGUCUCAUGUCCAUUUCAAGACUAAAAAGCAAAGAAUCUAGUGAGGUUCAAGGAGUUGUAGCCAUAACAUUAGCGAUAAUGUCUCAACUGAUGCAGCUUGCAAUAACAAGAUUGCAAGAAUCUCUCAUAGACACACCAUUGUGUAACAUAGAAGAAGUUCUACAAUCCAACCAUCUAUCAACGCCAAAGGAAAGCAAAAAUAAAUCUGCUGAAGAAGGAACUAAAACAAUAAAACAACACAAGUCAACUGGGAACAACAAACUAAUUCCCAAAAAUGACAAUAAAAGUUCGACCAAACAAAAACAUACUGAAAAGAAUGGAGAUAUUAGAAAUGGUCCUCGAAAAAAUCGGGAUAAACCAAAGAGUUUGCUGACUAAACUUCGGCGACGAAAACGAAGAAACAGCAGUGAUACAGAUGGGAGUGAUGCUGAUCAUGUGACUGUGUCUUCAAGUGAUGAGAUCAAUUCAGAUGUUUCUGAGACAGAGGAGGAUGUUUUAAGCGAAGGAAACGUUUUAUCGGAUGAUGGAUUAUCCGAUGAUGGUUCCGACGAAGAGACUUUGCGAACGAAAGAAAACGCAGACAACUCAAAAGAUAAAGAGAUGAACGGACACGUAGAAUCUGAAGAGAAGACUAAUGCAACAGAUGCAAUAAAUCAUCAUGCAGAAAACGGUGAGCAUGUUUCCAACGAUCAAGCGAAAAAGGAACCUGGCGGCAAAGAUCCUGUAACCAAUUUUAAAGAUACGAAUAACUUUAACAAUGCUGUCGAAGAUGGCAAUGCAUCCCCAGAUAAGGCAAUAUACGUCGCGCUACUGAAGAAACAGAAUCUAAGAGCGGAUCAGGUGCUAAACAUUUUAAUGAGGAAGGAUAUACUGGCGUCCAUUAAAAUAUGUUGCGACUGGUUAAGAAGCAAUCCGGACAUCGUAAAGAUAUGCGGGAGAAGCUCUCGGACUUUAUUGAAACGGGUUACGAUCUUAUUAAAUUUAAUCAAUAUCGACAUGAAUACGAUAUUGAAAAUAUCUAAAGUGGACAGCAUGAUUUUGUCAAGCGUGGACAAAUUGAAAGAGUGCGUUAAGAUAGUUCCAUUACCAGAAGAUGCAGACUUGAGAGGAUUGAAUAUCCUGGCCGAAUCUCAUAAGUCGCUCAAUUGGAAGAUACUCCACGAGCAUAAAAUGAGUAAAAGCGAGGAAGUUAUAGUGCGAGUAUUGAAGUUGAUUGACUUUGGACACUUUCUUCAUUCUGUAGAGGAUGCAGGUGUCAAGUACGACCAAACAAAUCAGCAGUUUAUAACUGUUGAUUUGAAGACAAUCAAUGCAAUGAAAGACAGUAACAGGGAAGCGGAAAUGGAUCAGUCACGAGGAAAGUUGAUGAGACACAUGGGCAAGUUAUGGUUGAAAGCAGAGGUUUGUGCCUUGGAAAGUCGUUUGAGAUCCAAGUUAAUAUCUCCUUACUUGGUACCUGAUCAUGAAGUUUUAUCCAAGCAUACGCCUGCUCUAAAACGAUUAGUGUACGCCAAAAAAUUCAUCAUUGUGAUUCCUAGUGUUGUUGUAUCAGCGUUGGAUGAGGUUAAACGUAUCAGCGGUCGAGCAAGAGAAGCAACACGCUGGAUAGAAGGUCAAUUAAAACGCGGUUCAAGGUUCCUACGAGCUCAAAGACCGCACGAACGUUUAGCACUACCGUACAUAAAGGGUCCGAGGCCGAAAGACAAAGAAGCAUGGGUGUUUUUCCAAAUUAUAGAAUGCUGUCAUUAUCUCACGCAACAAAUGAAAAUUGGCAUGACUAACGACGCGGAAACACCAGUCGUGACUUUGUUAACCGGUUGCAGUCCAGAUGAUAAAAAAGUUCUUACUUUUAGUCCCGAAGGAUUGGCGAAGAGUGCAGGUGUCAAUAUCGAGUAUAUCGAGACAUUUCAAACAAAAUGGAGGGCAUCGAGCAAGAGUCAUGGUUGAGCAUGCUGAGUUAACGAAGAUGAUAUCAUCUACUGCUUCCUCGUACCGAAAUGAAAGUAAGAGACUGGGCCCUUCUUGGGAGCUGCGAACACGGUCAGCUGUAAGGGCGAGUCUGAAAGGGCUGGAAACCCAAAAAGAAAAAUCGGCAGUUCUUCUGCGAUAAAUCUAAAUGGAACUAAUAUCUUUUCCAUGGAAGAAUUCUAAACAAUAAAUUGGUUUCCUUUUAACAA
Megalopta genalis is the source of this 3506-nucleotide messenger RNA. RefSeq names its product Smg5 nonsense mediated mRNA decay factor (gene Smg5). The record is from RefSeq and is a predicted model, not a curated record. Gene Ontology annotation, cellular component: telomerase holoenzyme complex. NCBI's taxonomy places the organism in Eukaryota, Metazoa, Arthropoda, Insecta, Hymenoptera, Halictidae. Gene Ontology annotation, molecular function: protein binding; telomerase RNA binding; telomeric repeat DNA binding. Gene Ontology annotation, biological process: nuclear-transcribed mRNA catabolic process, nonsense-mediated decay.